Sitophilus oryzae (rice weevil) is the source of this 2668-nucleotide messenger RNA. RefSeq names its product general transcription factor II-I repeat domain-containing protein 2-like. Gene Ontology annotation, molecular function: protein dimerization activity. The coding region runs from base 386 to 2230 and encodes 614 amino acids. The transcript is spliced from 2 exons. The record is from RefSeq and is a predicted model, not a curated record. Lineage: Eukaryota; Metazoa; Arthropoda; Insecta; Coleoptera; Curculionidae.
AUAGAUCAGCGGUCGCCAACCUGUCGAUCGCGAGCUACCGGUAGCUCGCGGAUGCAAUUCUGGUAGCUCUCACAAUUUUAAAAACACAAACUGCAAAAAUCAGAGAAGCUUCCGAAAAUUCCACAAAAAAAUGUAAUUGUCAUAAUAUUAAACAUAAACAGCGGCAACGUUGCGGUGAGCGAUGCCGCUGACGCCAUCAAGCUAGAAGCGGCUAGAACCGACCGGCCGGACCAGCGCGUUAGUGUUCGAGAGAGAACGGUCUGGAUUGCUUUGAACGGUAUAAAUACGCACGGUGCGGCGACAUUGCGCUUAGUUUAAAACUGAACCUGAACGCAUAACCAACGUCCAGCGGUUGGGUUAGUAGAGAACAACAAAAAAGAAUAUUAUGGCAAGCAGUAGUAAGAAGGUAAAGACAUACCACUUUCAUUCGGAAUGGGAAGAACAGUACUUUUUUACAGAAGUUAAAGGUAAAAAUGUGUGUUUGUUAUGUAAUACUUCGGUCUCCGUUGCUAAAAAAGGAAAUAUUGAGAGACAUCAUACAACUGUACAUUCUAAUUUUGAAAAAUCAUUCCCACUACAUUCUGUCGCCAGAAAGGAGAAACUGAAACAGUUAAAAAAUCAGUUAAUCGGACAACAAUCAAUAUUUUUAAGAACAGUCGACAAAAAUAAGGCUGCAACUGAAGCAUCGUACCGUGUGUCCCAGAUAAUUGCACAAAAAAAGAAACCUUAUGAAGACGGGGAAAUGAUAAAACAGGCGUUUUUAGAAGCUGCUGAUUCGUUAUUUGCCAACUUUAGAAAUAAAGACGAGAUACUUUCAGCUAUAAAAUCUAUGCAACUUUCUGCUAAUACAGUGAUGAGACGUGUAGAAGUAAUGAGCAAUGAUAUUUUUUUACAGUUAAGAACUGACUUAGAUAACUGUGUUUAUUUUUCACUUCAACUGGAUGAAUCAACAGAUGUGGUUGAGACUGCCCAGAUGGCCGUGUUCGUCAGGAUGGUUUUUAGUGAUUUUACGAUUAAAGAAGAUCUUUUGAAGUUUAUUCCACUGAAAGGAUACACUACUGGACAGGAGUUGUUUUCUCAUUUAAAAAAUAUUAUUUCUUCCGAGAAAAUUCCAAUAUCGAAAAUGGUAGGCUUGACAACCGAUGGCGCUCCAGCUAUGGUGGGUUGUGAUAAGGGUCUGGUGGCGUUAUGUCGUAAAGAUGAAACUUUUCCGCAAUUUCUCUCUUACCACUGCAUUAUCCAUCAGCAAGCAUUAUGUGGAAAUUUUCUGAAACUAAACAACGUUAUGAAACUGGUGGUAAAAAUUGUGAACAAGAUUAGAGCUCAAGCAUUACAAAGAAGAUUAUUCAAAACUUUGGCCGAUGAAGUCGACUGUCAAUACGGGGACCUACUCCUUCACUCUGGAGUCCGAUGGCUAAGUAGAGGACGAGUGCUGAAACGUUUUAAUGAUGUCCUAUCUGGCAUAGUUCAAUUUUUCAAACAACGCGAUGAACCGAUUCCGGAACUAGAAAAUUCAAUCUGGCUUCGGGAUUUUGGUUUUCUCGUGGACAUUACAGAGAAAUUAAACGAACUUAAUUUGCAGCUUCAGGGGAGAGACAAAGAACUAGCGGAAAUGAUUUCUGAUAUAAAAGCAUUUAUCAGAAAGCUGGAGUUUUGGGAACAAAACCUAAUUAACAGCGAUGCCAAGCAUUUUCCUAUUCUUUCAGAAAAGAUAUCUCAAAAUCCAUUAGAACCCUAUGACAGCAAAUAUCAUGUAGAAAUAGUUUCUACCUUGAAGAAUAACUUCAAAAAUCGUUUUAAGGACUUCGACGAAAUGGCUUUAGUAGCGCAGUUUGUUGGUUCACCCUUUAUGGAAAUUGAUAUCCAACAGUUUGCAACUUGUGUUAUGCAGAACUUUGGCGAAGACAUCGCUGCAACAGAAAUGGAAGUAAUUGAGUUUCAAAAUGAUUUAGCCUUAAAAUCGUUAGUCUCAAGUACCAAAUGUAUCUGGUCUAUUGUAAGCAAAGACAAAUAUUCAGUUCUAUGCCGUGUUGCCUUGAAAGUGAAAGCAUUAUUCAGUUCAACCUAUUUGUGUGAAUCUUCUUUUUCCAAUAUGAAGUUUAUUAAGAACAAAUAUCGCAAUCGACUUACAGAUGAACAUUUGGAUAAUUGUAUUCGAAUGGCUGUAUCAAAUUAUACUGCAAACAUUAAAAAAAUUAUCGAUGAGUCUGAGUGUCAGCCUUCCCAUUGAACGUGCUUUUUUAUUUCUCAAUGUUUAUGUUUAUGAUAGUGCGUUACUUUUUUGUUGAUAUUAAUAACAAUUUUUAAAUCUUACGUGACAUGCCGUUGUGGCUGGAUAAAAGUUUGUGUUUAUUUUUCAAACACCUUCGUUUGGUAGGUAGGAAUGUAGCUAUGAACAAGUACGUACUAGUAAUAUUAGUUGUUUUGUUAUUAGUUUAUUAUUAGUACCUAUGACAUGUAUUAUGUAUUACCAGUUAAAUAGUAAAAUAAAUACAUAUAAUGAUAAAUUAACUCUGGAUUAUUUCAUUUACGUUGCGUUACGUGGCUUCCGUGUGGGUAGCUCACUGUUUAUUCCAAAAUUAACAUAGUAGCUCAACACAUUGAAGAGGUUGGCGACCGCUGAUAUAGAUGAUGGACACAUAGGUCGCGUUCAUCAGGAUAAGUUGAU